Molecule: messenger RNA, 5618 nt
Organism: Larimichthys crocea (large yellow croaker)
Lineage: Eukaryota; Metazoa; Chordata; Actinopteri; Sciaenidae
Gene: acsl3b
Product: acyl-CoA synthetase long chain family member 3b
Exons: 15
Coding region: 413-2548 (711 amino acids)
Biological process (GO): long-chain fatty acid metabolic process; long-chain fatty-acyl-CoA metabolic process; neuron differentiation
Cellular component (GO): plasma membrane; lipid droplet; endoplasmic reticulum
Molecular function (GO): long-chain fatty acid-CoA ligase activity
Source: RefSeq, a predicted model, not a curated record
GACCGCUGGUAACCUCACUGACGUCCCCGAUGCCCCAAGCACGCGCCACCUCCAGCGCACCAAUCAGUGACAGAGAAACGCCCUGACGUCACCCAGUAGGUUCCGGGCUGGAAGGACUGUCCCCGGCAAUGCUCAGAUUCAUAAAUUUAUUAAAUUUCAUCACCGUUUGGUGAUCGAUAACCCGACACACGGCGUCAGCAGGUGAUGUUGAUAUGAUGUCAGAGCUUUUACAAGGAUAGGUAGACUUCCCGCGGGGACGCAGGCGUAGCGGUUGAGGAGAGAGGUCUGGUUGACUCACUCGCACGAAGAAACCACCGCCUGCAUUCUUGAUCUAGUCAAAACACUUGAGGAGCAGAGACGCUUGCAUCUGGUUUGAUUCAUCUCUAAUUCGGACUCCAUCCUUCAUCCAAAGAUGAAGUUGAAGGAGGAUAUGAACCCCGUGCUGCUGCAGGUCUUCCGCUCCGUGGUCUGGGUCUACUCCGUCAUCACCUUCAUACCGUGGUAUUUCUUCUCCGGAGCUGGCGGCAACUUGGAACGAUCUCGCCGGAUCAAGGCACGCUCGAUUAGUGGAAAACCAGCAGGGCCUUACAGGUCUGUCACCAGCCAAGAGAAGCUGGUGGCAUGCCUGUACCCCGGGGUGGACACCCUGGACAAACUGUUUGAAUACGCUGCUACAAAGUUUCCACAGAGAGACUGUCUGGGCACCAGAGAGGUGCUCAGUGAGGAGGAUGAGCUCCAGCCUAACGGCAAGGUCUUCAAGAAGGUCAUUCUGGGGAACUAUAACUGGCUGUCAUAUGAGGAAGCCUACCAUGCAGCCAAGUGUUUUGGCAGCGGUCUGGCAGCUCUCGGCCAGAGGCCCCAGUGUAACAUCGCCAUCGUCUGCGAGACCAGAGCAGAGUGGAUCAUGGCGGCACAAGCUUGCUUCAUGUACAAUUUCCCACUUGUGACCCUGUACGCCACUCUCGGAGCCACAGCCAUCGUCCACGGUCUGAACGAGACCGAGGUUACACAUAUCAUCACGAGCAAGGACCUGCUUCAAGGCCGCCUAAAGACAAUACUGUGCGACGUGCCGAGGGUGCAGCAUGUCAUUGUAGUCGACAGCAAACCCACAAGCUGGCCAAACAUCCCCAGAGGCAUCAUGGUCUACAACAUGGAUGCAGUGAAGGAGAUGGGAUCCAAGCCUGACAACAUAGCAGUAGACCGCAGACAGCCAGAGCCCUCGGACAUCGCCGUCAUCAUGUACACCAGCGGCUCCACAGGCAUCCCCAAGGGUGUCAUGAUCUCCCAUGGCAACAUCGUUGCUGGAAUCACUGGCAUGGCUGAGCGAAUCCCUGACCUCAAUGAAACAGACACCUACAUAGGCUACCUGCCGCUGGCCCAUGUCUUAGAGCUCAGCGCCGAACUGGUGUGCAUCUCACACGGCUGUCGCAUCGGCUACUCCUCUCCACAGACUCUUGCCGACCAGUCCACCAAGAUAAAGAAGGGCAGUAAAGGGGACACCAGUAUGCUGAAACCUACUCUAAUGGCUGCUGUACCAGAGAUCAUGGAUCGAAUCUACAAGAAUGUGAUGACCAAAGUGGAGGAAAUGAGCAAAUUCCAGAAGACGCUCUUUGUGCUGGCUUACAACUACAAGAUGGAGCAGAUCUCAAAGGGCUACAGCACGCCUCUCUGCGACAGUCUGGUGUUCAAACGGGUGCGUGCGCUCCUGGGAGGAAACACGCGGGUGCUGCUUUCUGGCGGGGCUCCACUCUCAGCCGCAACACAGCGCUUCAUGAACAUCUGCUUGUGCUGCCCUGUGGGACAGGGCUACGGCCUGACGGAGACCUGUGGAGCUGGCACCAUCAGUGACAUGUGGGACUACAGCACAGGACGGGUCGGUGCUCCACUGGUUUGUUCUGAGAUCACGCUGAAGGACUGGGAGGAGGGUGGUUACUACAGCACGGACAAGCCCAACCCGCGGGGGGAAAUCCUGAUCGGCGGUCCCAACGUAACAAUGGGUUACUACAAAAACCAAACCAAGAACCGCGAAGACUUCUUUGUGGAUGAGAACGGCCAGCGAUGGUUCUGCACCGGAGACAUCGGAGAGUUCCACCCUGACGGAUGCCUCAAGAUCAUCGACCGCAAGAAGGACCUGGUGAAAUUGCAGGCAGGCGAGUACGUCUCUUUAGGAAAAGUGGAGGCCGUUCUGAAGAACUGUUCACUCAUAGAUAACAUCUGUGCCUAUGCCAACAGCGACCAAUUCUACGUGAUCAGCUUUGUGGUGCCUAACCAGAAGCAGCUACUGGCGCUGGCGGAGCAGAUGGAGGUGAAGGGCACAUGGGAGGAAAUCUGCAACAAUUCCCAGAUGGAGAAAGAGGUCCUCCGCAUCAUCACAGAGGCUGCUAUCUCAGCAAAACUGGAGCGAUUUGAGAUCCCCAAGAAGAUCCGCCUGAGCGCUGAGCCCUGGACACCAGAGACUGGCUUGGUCACGGACGCAUUCAAACUGAAACGCAAGGAGCUCAAAACACACUACCAGGAAGACAUUGAGAGGAUGUACGGUGGAAAAUAACACGCAGACACACUCCAAACGAUGUAGAAACACAUACACAUACAGUAUAUACUUGCAGUCAUACACGAGGAGCUCAGAAGCCACUACCCGGACUACUUGGAGAGGAGUUUAGAUACAGAUAACACACACACACACACACACUCACAAAUUAAUACAGACAUAUAAAGCGUCUCAUGCACCUCCUCCUCGGCUUCUCCGCGACCAGCUUUGAUCAAAGGAUGGAGUAUCAAAGGAAGGAAUCCAAGCUUAAUGCUCUCUGUCAAGUCCAAAAGGCAAGAAGGUGCCCACAUGGACAACCGAACCAGCACCACACCCUCACUGAUGGAUCUAGCCCGUUGGGUUGCUAUAGCAACCUAGCCGGCACACGGAAGUCGGAAUGCCUGCGCAGCUCGGAGCGAAACAAACGUCAGGCUAGAUGUAUCUGGAUCAACGCGCCCCUCUCUGUCGCUUCUCUCUCUUCUCCUCCCCCUUUUUGCUCUCUGGAGCCCUCCACCAGUUCAGCAUGGUCGUGGAAGUGCAAAUACCUGGCAGGGAAAUAGGGGAAGGGUAGCAUGAGCCCGAUAGAGCGAUCCCUCCUGGGCUUUAAGUAACAUUCAGGUUGGAAUCUAUGCAGGGAUCUCUAUUAUCUCUUUUAAUGUCUUUUCUUUUUUAUUGUAAUCCGUGUUGCUGUUUGGUUCAUGUUUGGUUUGUAAGCUUUGAAACCUAUUUUAUUUCUGGUGUGGUGUUGCAACGCCAUGGGAGAUUUUUUUUUUUUAAAUACCUUUUUUAUAUUGUGUUUUUUUUAAUUACUUUAUCCUCCUGUUUUUUUUAUUGCCAAGGUGUUCACGUUAAUUGUACUUUAAUGAUCUUUGUUUACAAGUCUUUUUCUCCACUUAUUUGUCCCAAAGUUUGUAUUAUUUUUUUUAUUUUUUUUUUUUGAGUGUGUGUUUACUGACUCGACUUGUAGAAGCGAUCCCGUCUUCAGUCCCUUCUGCGCUCGGCCUUUGCAGCAGGGCCAAAACAUCAAUUGUAAAAGGCAUCCAAUGGGAAAUGUUUCCAUCCCUGCUCUUUCACCCUUGACUUUCAUUUUCUUUCCAUACCCUAGGACCCCCUUGGAUGCCUCCCAACCUGUGUCUUAUUGAUUAUUAUGUUGGUUCAUUGACAUACUAUAGCCCUGCCACAUCUGCCACGUAUUCCUCCAGUCAUGACCAAUGCACCGUAUGGAUGUCUCCAAGGGAACUUAGUCUACUGUAGAAAAAAUAGCUAGCCUUUCUUUGGUUGCUCUUCCAGUUACUUUAUGGUGCAACUGUACAUGUUAUCCUUAUACGCUGUAGGUGUAGUUACUGUACUUUUUAUUUUUAUUUUUACUUACUCUAAAUAUAAAAUACAAAAUGAAUGUGCAAUAUUUAUACACAAAUUUUAAAAUGAAAGUAUGUAGGAAAGAAAAAAAACGCACAUACAGAAGCCCCUCCAUAGUGUAUGAAUGUUCAAGUCUGUUACUAUCCACUUCUGUGCGUAUCGGAGACCCGGCGGAACAUAAACAUAGGAAAUAAGAAGAGGAUGGUAGAGACACUGAUAAGGAAGUGUAGACGUAGCCCAUUUGAACGUGCUCUGCUAAACAAUGUAAUGUUCUUUUUAAUAAGGCUGUAAAAUGGAAAAAAAGUCUUUAUAUUUGGCAUUGUAAAAAAAAAAAAAAUGCAUGAUGAAAAGGUGCAACUGUACCAAAGCACUUGAAUAUAUAUUUGAGAAAUAACAGAAUCGCACUCUAGUCGAACAACUGAAGCAACUCCUUAUUUAAUGAGUAUACGGUAUAUAGCGUGAGCGCUCGUGACCUCAGAGUGCAAUUAACAGUUCUGUAUCUUCAAAUUAAUUUAUGUGUAUGAUACUGUAUGUGAUAUAUCUAUAAAAAAAACGGUCUACAGUGUUACAGAUUAUGUCAAAUGCCAUUUAUUUGAUAACAUAACGUUCAGCGGUAGAUUUUAAGACUGGCAUUUUUGCUUCAGCAGGGCAGAAGUUUAAACAGUGUUUGGUCAGUGGGUCUUUCUAAGAGUCACAUCUGUCUCUCAGUCACCCUUUUCACAUUCAGGCAUUUAGCAUUAAUUAAUGGUACAGGCAGGCGCACUAACUGCUUCUCAUGUUUACUAGUUCAACGCUGAAGUAUGGACGCCCCGAAAGGCAAGUGAGGGGAAAGAAAUCUCAGAAUCCAUUUUUUAAAAGUUUGAUCUAUUUAUUUUAUUUUCGUUUUUUUUUUUUUUUUUAAUUGUCUGUCAAGAGUUUGUUAUUGAAAUACUGAUUUCAUCCACUAGAGGCAGAUGUGCACCACUGUCCCAUGUGCUAAAUAGGACUAAAAAAACAUUUGUCUUUUAAUCUUAUUCGGAUAAAGACAGGGAAGGAAGGAAAAAAAUGUUUUUUUCCUAACUAAGAUUAUCCGUUUAGAUCCGACUUUUAAAAAAAAUUAAUCGACAGAUUGUUUUUUUCUCACUUGCCUCUCAGUGCUUCCGUACGGAAGGCUUAUUUUAACGUGUAUAAAUUUGAUGACACUAUCAUGACGAGGUGGGAACUCCCUUCCUGUUUUUUAUAACACAUCUCUCUCCUGACAUUUCAGCGGAAAGUCAGUAGCUUACUGUGCUGUUUGCUGCUUUUCCUCUGCCUGGCUAGAGGCGGCCAGUUGCCUUCUGACACACAUGAGCUGUCUUUAAGGGUCUUAAGAAUGUGAAGUGCUCCCCCCGUGUUUCGUUGAUAGCACACAUGCCGUGUCCUGCUACAUCCAUUUGCAAGGCAAAGACAGCUGGUGGUGCAAAGACGAAUUUCAGCACUCCUGCUGUUGUUGUUGUCGCUUGCAUUGUAAAUAGGUUGAGAGGGGAUCAGUGAUCAAAGUUCAUUCAAACUACAAAUAAUUGUAUAGGUUUAAAGUCUCCUGUAACAUAUUUAAUAAUCUUUAUUACUGACCAGUUUUUGGGGUCUUUUCCUUGUUUUUUUGUGUGGUUAAGUGGCCCUGCAAGCUGGGCUAUUGCAAGUGUCUCCUUCCUUAUUUAUUUGUGAUUUGGCCUUGAAAAAUACAUAAUGAAAUAAAAAAAGGUUUGUGUUGUAA